UUUGUGAAUUUUGAUACUCAUGGGCAGAAUUGAAAGUGGAUUUAUGCUCUUUAAAUUAGCCAUGAACAAAUCUUUUGUGGCUUGAAUUAUUGAUGAACUCUAUGUCUUAAUUCUAAAUUUCUAGCACUUUAUUUUAGUAAUUUACCCAUUGUUCAUUCAAUUGUGCUUAAUGAUGAAUUCUUGUUAUUACUUGAUCACCAAUUACAAGAUAUUGAGUUAUAUUUGUGCUGGGAAGUUUGAAUAUAAUGGAUAGAUUUAAAUGACACAAGUGGAUAAUCAUGAUAGAUUAUGUUUGUGAAUAGCAUAGGAAUGUGUUAUUUGCCUUGUGUAUCAAUGAUGAAUUGAUGCUUAAUUUUGGGCUCUUUAACUUGAUUGGCAUAGGAAUAUGUUAAAUUAGGUAGAAAAAUUAAUAUCAUAGGUCUUGGAAAAGUUUCAUGAACGUGUUUUGAAUUCUUGUUAACUCUGGGUAGUUUGUUGAGAUUUUGCUGCAGCAAAACGUACUAAUCAAUUGACAUAAAUGGAUUUAAUAAUUCAAGCCUAUUUUAACCAAUCGAUUUUAUCUCUCUUUUAUAUUAGUGUUGCAGAUUAUUUUUGAGCAUUUUUAAUUGAUUCCAAGUAGUGUUAGCUUACAAAAAUCAAAACAAUUUAAUUUGGUUACUCUUGUGUAAUUGUUUGGUAAUUAAUUGACGCAUUUAGUUUUAAUUUGCAAUCCCUGUGGAGAAGAUCUUGUAUACUUAUCACUUUAUUACUUGUUUUGUGACUGUGUACACUUGCACAUAUUUGAUUGAAAAUUAUCACAAUAAGUUUUUGGCGUCAUUGCCGGGGAUUGAAAUUAAAAUUUUUUGUAUUAUUAAUUACUUUGCAAUUUGUUUUUCUUAGUUUACAUUAAUCUUGUUUGCUUGAUCUUGUGCUUCGCUAGAUUGAUUCUGUUUCAUGAACGAGUAUCAAGUCUUUGAGCUAGCCCUUAUUGAUCGUGAGAUUGAAUGUACAUUUCAAAGAAGGCUAAGGGAACAACAGGCUCAAAUUCACCUUGCUAUGGCUAAUGAAGAUGAAGGGGUUGAGGAAAUUAGAGCUCAACCCAUGCUUAAUGCAGCUAAGGGAGUUGUUAAUGAAGCAGCCUAUUCUUUGAAUGACGCUAAUGCAAUUAUUAUGGCCGGUGAUAGAGAAAGGGCCAUAAGGGAAUACGCUGCCCCAAUGUUUAAUGAGCUGAAUCCUAGUAUUGUUAGACCCAAAAUUCAAGCUGCUCAGUUUGAGUUGAAGCAUGUGAUGUUCCAAAUGUUGCAGACAAUGGGUCAAUUUAGUGGGCUACCUACAGAAGAUCCUCAUCUCCAUCUUCGUUCAUUUUUGGAGGUGAGUGAUUCAUUCAAGUUGCAAGGCGUUACUGAAGAAGCCUUGAGAUUGAAGUUGUUUCCUUUUUCUCUAAAGGACAAAGCUAGGGCUUGGCUCAAUACAUUUCCUUCCAACUCAGUGACUACGUGGCAUGAAGUAGCUGAGAAAUUUUUGAUGAAGUACUUCCCUCCAACGAAAAAUGCUAAGUUCCAGAAUGAGAUUAUUUCUUUUCAACAGUUGGAGGACGAGUCGAUAUGUGACGCUUGGGAGAGGUUCAAAGAGUUAUUGAGGAAGUGUCCACAUCAUGGCAUCCCUCAUUGUAUUCAAAUGGAAACUUUCUAUAAUGGUCUAAAUGCCUCCACACGCAUGGUGUUAGAUGCUUCGACAAAUGGGGUUAUUCUCUCUAAGUCCUGCAAUGAACCAUAUGAGAUUUUGGAGCAGAUUGCCAACAAUAAUUACCAAUGGUCUAGUGCUAGAGCCCCCAUUGGAAGAAAAGUAGUGGGUAUGCAUGAAGUAGAUUCUUUGAAGCUUUGACCGCUCAAGUUUCAUCUAUGACCAACAUUUUGAAGGCCAUGAGUAUGGGGGGUAACUUGCAACCAGCUCCUAUGGGCCAAGUAGCAAAUAUUUCUUGUGUUUAUUGUGGAGGAGAGCACACAUUUGAUAGUUGUCCUUCUAAUCCCGCUUCAGUUUGUUACUUGGGAAAUCAAAAUGAAAUCUGCAACAAUCCAUAUUCAAACUCUCACAAUCCGGGUUGGAGGGAUUUUUCUUGGGGAGGUUAAGGGGCUAGUGCAAGUGGUGUAGUCAUCCCAAAUAAGCCUACAUAUCCAUCGGGUUUUUCUCAACAAGUAAGAGCUCAACCUCCUCCUUUACAAGUUUCUCAAACAAGCUCUUUGGAGAAUUUGAUGAAAGAGUAUAUGGCCAAGAAUGAUGCGGUAAUUUAAAGUCAAGCAGCGUCUUUGAGGAACCUGGAGAUUCAAAUGGGGCAGCUAGCUAAUGAGUUGAGGAAUAGAACACUAUCACCUUGCCUAGUGAUACCAAAAAUCCAAGGAGAGAUGGUAAGGAGCAUUGCAAGGAAGUUACCUUGAGGAGUGGUAAAAAUCUGGAGUUGAAUGAGGAUAAUCCUAAGAGCAAAAACGAGCCCACUUCAAUCCAAAGUAGUGUGGAAAAGGAAGAAAGAGUUGGGAGUUUGAAUAUGUCAAAUGCUGAUCCUAAAGCAAAUGCUGCAGCAAUUCCUCUGCAAAAUGCAUCAGAGAAGCUAAUUAGCAAGCCACCUCCACUAUUUCCUCAGCGGUUUCAAAAGUAGCAACAAGAUAGCUAAUUUCGGAGAUUUUUGGAUGUUUUGAAGCAACUCCACAUCAACAUACCUCUGGUGGAAGCUUUGGAACAAAUGCCUAAUUAUGUAAAGUUCUUGAAGGAUAUUUUGACAAAGAAGAGGAGGCUUGGCGAAUUUGAAAUGGUUUCUUUGACUGAAGGUUGUAGUGCUAUUUUGAAGAAUAAAAUUUCUCCAAUGUUGAAGGAUCCAGGCAGUUUCACAAUUCCAAUUUCUUUUGGGGGACUAGAAGUUGGUAAAGCUCUUUGUGAUUUGGGAGCUAGUAUUAAUUUUAUGCCCAUGUCUAUUUUUAAGAAGUUGGAAAUUGGAGAAGCAAGGCCAACUACGCUCACCUUGCAAGUAGCUAACCAUUCUAUGGUGCAUCCGGAGGGAAAGAUUGAAGACGCCCUAGUACAAGUUGACAAGUUCAUUUUUCCGGCAGAUUUUAUUAUUCUUGACCAUGAGGAAGAUAGGGAUUUACCGAUCAUUUUGGGAGACCAUUUCUUGCCACUGGGAGGACGUUGAUAGAUGUUGAAAAAUGAGAGCUCACCAUUCGAACUCAAGACGAACAAGCCACAUUCAAGGUUUUUAAUCCUAUAUGCUCUCCUAAUAAAGUUGAAGCCGUCUUGGCCAUAAGUGCUUCUAACUUCAAGUUGAUUGAAAAGAUGCAUGGAAAACAUAGCAAGGGAUUGAUGAAAAAGGUCCCUUUUAAAGAAAUUGAGAAAGGUGGUGAGCCAUGGAUAAGUAAGGAAGAAGAACCAUCUCAUCCUCCAAAGCUACCGAAGAAAAAGAAGAAGAAAAAGAAACAUAGUAGAAAGCCUCAAUCACAAAUGUUGGAAGUUGGGAAUAGAGUGUUUUUCUCAAACUCUCUAGUGAAAUCAAGGUGUGAUUGUGGGUUUUUAGUGAGCGAGGUGUUUCCCAAUGGUGUGGUGAAUUUAUAUGAUGAACAUUUGGGGAGAGCAUUUAAGGUGUUAAAAGUCAAGAAAAUUGUGUUUUGAGAAUAAUUUGGGGGUCUAACGGUUUUGCAGAAAUUUUUCUGAAGCAAAACAAGGAGCAAACUUUUGGACAUGGGACAAGCAUAAGUCAGAGAGAUCCGCGAUGCAUCGCGAGAAUUCCACUAAGAUUCGUGCUCAUAUAGGGAAAGCCCAAAAUACUCAACUCCUCCACCAGCCCAAACGACCAUAUUCCUUCGGAUGACAAUCCCAAGGGAUAGGCGAGGGGAGUUGUCUUAUCUCAGCUCAAGUUUCAUUUUUUUUUAUUUGUUGUUUUUGUUAUUUCUUUUGUUAUGUGGUUGUAAUCUUGUUGUUUUAGUGUCUUGUUCAUGUAUUGGUCUUGUUUUUGGUUGUCUUUGCAAUAGUUGUGUUGUCAUUCUUUCAAUGAUAUUAUUUGUCUUUGUUAGUGUUCACUAGGGGGCUCGAUGACGUUCUUAAGAAAACUACAAAAAAUAUAAUAAAUCUAGUUGAAGUUGAAUGUCUUUCUUACUUAAGUUUCAAACUAAAAAUCUUUGGGUGUGAAUGUUGCUAGCAAUUGAUUGAAGAGAGUGUUUUUCUUUUUAGUGUGUGCAUAGCUUGAUUAAACAUUUUUGAAACCCUAGAAAGAGAUAGUUUCUUGUGAGAGCUUAAGUUUCUAAAAUUACUUAGUGAUUUUCCUUGAGGCGAAAUCCUAGGCAACACCACACCGAUGACAUGAUUUAGGCCAUCCUUGGAUUGGUUGAGCCUUUGAAGCCUACCCUUUAUGCAUUUUUAUCCCUAGUCACCCCGUUGAGCUUAAGUGUCAUUUUCUUGCUUAGCCACUUAUUAGCCUCGCUAUAUAUAUAAUAACCUAUUUUCACCAUACCCUUUAGCACCUUGAUCUUUAUAGGAUUUAUUUUUUGUUGUAUUUUGGGGGGUUGAGAGGCGUAGAGAGUGUGAGAGGCAUUGGGUGAGCGUUUUCAUUUUUUUCUUUUGCUUGUUUUCACCAUUGGGGACAAUGUUGAUUUUAUGUUUGGGAGGAUAGUGUAUUCUCAUUUUUCUUGUUCUCUUGCCAUCUAGCUGUUUAUCUUCAUUCUAAAAAAAAUAGAAACUCAAAAAAGACAAAAAAAUCAAAAGUAAAAAUUAAAGAGUGCACUCCCUUGCAUCAAAGAAAAGUUUUUAAAAAAUUUAAAAAAAAUCAAGAAAAUAAAAAGGAAAAAAAAGAAGUAAUUAUGCUUGAUUUUAAGUUUUGGGGUGGAACUCUUCGAAUAAAAGAAAAGUUUGUUUUAGUUUUUGUCUUUGUAUGUUAGCAAUAAAGGCUAGUGGCAAGAGUUAUAUUUUGUUGUGGGGUGUUCUUUGGGGAAAUUAAUGUGUGCAUUGAUUUAGGUCCUAGAAAGAUUGAGGUGCUUAGGGUCAUUUGAUCCAAAAUUAAUCUCUCUUUCCUACCUUCACCCUAGCCUAUCAUUACAAGCUUGAUAAAGUCUUAUUGAUCUUUGGUGUGGUGUUUGUCUACAUUAGUUGAGAAAGAACCACUAAGUAACUUAUGGAGGCAUUAUUUAAGCUUUAGGACCAAGGCCUAUUUUACUUUUGGGUGAUUGAAAAUGUUUAGGAAAAGCUAUGAAUGCACUAAAGGGAGAAACACUUGACUCAUAUUUUGAUAGUAGCAUUAAUGCUUGAAGAGUUUGGUUUAAAGCUUGUGCAAGUUUAAAAUUCAGCUUCUCUUAUUCAAAAUAAAAUUCCCGAGAGCUUUCCCCUUUGAGCAUUGGCAAAGCAAAGUUUAUCCUCUCUUGUUGUGUCUUGUCUUUGAUCUUUUUCUUUUGAAUCUUUUCUUGUUCAAUUUGUGUGUCUUUUGUGUUUUGUGUUAUCUUUUUAGAUUCAUCACUCAAGGACGAGUAAUGUCUUAAGUUUGGGGGUGUGAUAAAUCUUUAAUAAAGAGUUAAUUUUCAUAAUUUUGAGCUUAUAAUUUUAGACUUAGGUUGAGUGAUGUUUUUGUAUUUUGUUAUUUUAAGUUAAUUCUUUUCCUUUUUGUGUUCUUGUGUCCUUUAUGGUGUUUUAGAGCUGAAUGUAGUAAUUAGGAAUUUAGGUAUGAAAUUGUCCAAAGAAAAUAAUGAAAAAUGAAAAGGCCCUUAUUUGUUUAUUAUGUGCUGAAAUAUUAGGUUUGCUGAAGCAAAAAGAAAGUUUUGCUAGAGCAUUUUCAGUAGGAAUCAAAGAGGAAAAGUCGGCAUAUAAGGGAAAGACAAGUGGAAUUUCAUUUAUUGAUAUGUCAAAUGGUGGUGAGAUGGCAGCAAAUCAGAAUGUUAGCUGCAUUUUAGAAGGAAGAUUCUAGAGAAAAAAGGAGGGGCUCAUGUGGAGUGCUUGGAGGGCAUUUUUGGCAAAAGAGAAAAGAGGGUUUGGUACCCUAGCAAAAGAGGAGAAAAAGACAGCCUCCAUUACUGAAUUUUUUGGAGCCAUUUUUUUUAGAGAGAUUGGAGAGAGUUGGAAGGACAGAGAGAAAGGUGGAAGGAAAAGUACAAGUCCAAGAAGAGGAAUCUUACAUCUCCAUUGAAGAAAUUUUGUUCUUGCUCUCUCUCUCUCUCUCUCUCUCUCUCUCUCUAGAUUUGUAUUUCCUCUUUUGAUUUGUGAAUUUUGAUACUCAUGGGAAGAAUUGAAAGUGGAUUUAUGCUCUUUAAAUUAGCCAUGAACAAAUCUUUUGUGGCUUGA
This is a messenger RNA of Humulus lupulus (European hop), 6288 nucleotides long. RefSeq lists its product as uncharacterized. The coding region runs from base 934 to 1863 and encodes 309 amino acids. The transcript is spliced from 2 exons. NCBI's taxonomy places the organism in Eukaryota, Viridiplantae, Streptophyta, Magnoliopsida, Rosales, Cannabaceae. The record is from RefSeq and is a predicted model, not a curated record.